AAAAAUGGUAAGCCUACUUAAAUGCACGAAACUGAACUAACCAUCCCAGGAAAUGUUUAGAGUUAUGGUGUUUAGCUCCUCCAUCAUUAACUCAUGGAAAUUCAGCGUAACAGGGAGUUUCAUUGGGUGCAUCAUCUUGCUCAUUUUUCUCAACCAACUUAACCAAAAUGUAAGUUUUUCAGCUGCAAAAAACACUGUCCUGUUUGCUGAAGCAGAUGCACCUACAUCAAAUGUGAUUGCCGAACCUCAGCAUCCUUCUAUUUCUUCCAGUUUGACUCCCCCUUCCAUCAACGAAACCGCCGAGCUAGAGACUUUUACCUCUAAUCUUACACAAAAACAACCAAACUCAACUCACUUUAACGAUACAACAAUGCCUAAAAUCUCUCUGAACACCUUAAGAAAACAAACAAACAAAUCUACUGAAAAAAAAUGCAAUAUGUUCGAAGGAAGAUGGGUUUACCAACCGGAUGAAAAUCCUAUUUACGAUAACAAUAGUUGUUGGUUCAUAGAAGAAAAGAUGAGUUGCCAAAAGAAUGGAAGGCCCGAUUUCGAGUAUGAGAAGUGGAGAUGGGAAGCUAAAGAUUGUGAUAUACCAUUGUUUAAUGGAAGAGACAUGCUUGAAAGGCUAAGAAACAAGAGGGUAAUUAUAGUUGGAGACUCACUUAACAGAAACAUGUGGGAAUCUCUCGCUUGUCUUCUAUUGUCAUAUGUUUCUCCUUCUAGAGCUGAAGUUCAACAUAGAAGUUCACGAUAUAAGGUCUUCAAAGCAAAGGACUAUAAUACCACUGUUGAGUUUCACUGGAGCCCAUAUUUAGUCGAAUAUGAUAUGAAGCGUAAAAGUGGUAAAAAAAUUCUUGUGCUCGACAAGAUUUCAUCCAAUUCCCAACAAUGGCUAGGCGCUGAUGUUAUGAUAUUCAACUCAGGGCACUGGUGGACUCACAAAGGAACUGUCAAAAAGUGGGAUUUGUUAAAAUAUGACGGGAAGCUGCUGGAGUGGAUGCCAGUUGAACAAGCGUAUAAGUUGGGCAUGAAAAUAUGGGCCAAAUGGAUAAAUAAAAAUGUAGAUCCAAAGAAAACAACUGUAUUUUUCAGGAGCAUUUCCGAAAAUCACAAUAAAAAGGGAGGGUGCUAUGACAUGGUUCAACCUACCAUGGAUGAAACUUAUACAGACCACUUUCCACAAUCUUUGGUCAAUGUUAUCGUGAGUCUGAUCCAUAAAAUGAACAAAAUAGAAGUAAAGUAUUUGAACAUCACCAAGCUUUCUGAGUAUAGAAUUGAUGCGCAUUCCUCUGUGUAUAGCAGCAGUACAUGGGAGAUUAACACCACUAAAUACCAAAGAUUAGUACCUUCAUUUGCAGAUUGUAGUCAUUGGUGCCUUCCUGGAUUGCCGGAUACUUGGAAUCGUCUAUUGUAUGCUUCACUUUAUUUGUAGUAAGAAAAUUCAUGUAAUUAACGAUUUUUCCUUUGAGUUUUUCAUAUAUAUUAUUCUAUAGUUCAUUUUACAUAUGUCAAAGAUGUGUAGGUUGACAAAGUGUACUAUGGGAGAUUCCA
Molecule: messenger RNA, 1551 nt
Organism: Beta vulgaris subsp. vulgaris (sugar beet)
Lineage: Eukaryota; Viridiplantae; Streptophyta; Magnoliopsida; Caryophyllales; Amaranthaceae
Product: protein trichome birefringence-like 42
Exons: 4
Coding region: 53-1432 (459 amino acids)
Cellular component (GO): Golgi apparatus
Molecular function (GO): O-acetyltransferase activity
Source: RefSeq, a predicted model, not a curated record